ACGGGACCCUCGCGAGAUCUGGGGUGGAAUCUCGUUGCGUUGCCUAGCGACGGGGAGGACGCUCGCAGGCCCCCAGCCUAACCCCCGCUGUAACCUUAAAUCUCCUACCAUGGGGGAAGAAGGCGGCGGCCGCAGCUGCGGGACCACUAGGGAGCUGCAGAAGCUGAAGCAGCAGGCUCUGGAGUACUACCGGGAGAACGACGUUCCGCGCAGGCUGGAAGAGCUGCUCAACUCCACCUUCUACCUCCAGCCUGCCGACGUCUACGGGCACCUGGCCAACUGCUUUUCUAAACUUGCAAAGCCUCCCACCAUAUGCAGAGUGGUGGGGAAGAGAGUGCUAGAUGGACUGGGGCUUCCCACGCUACAAGUGGAAAUAUUCUGCACCAUUCAAAAUUUUCCCAAGAACAUAUGUUCCGUGGUGAUCGCGACCCACUUCGAAGUCCAUGAGAACGCUUUCCCCGAGCUAGCUGAAGCAGAGGAAGUAGAACGGUCCGAUGCUGUUCUCACUGCUGUACAAUGGGUCAACGAAACCAUCACCCAGGAGCUUCAGGGCAUAGCUCCCUCCAACCAGGCUCAGGUGGAUCAGGUGCUCAGGGCAUUCUUUGAAAAUAAAGUGCGAGAAGAUAAGGAGAGAAGAGAACUGGAGAAGAGCCUGGAAGAGUCCACAGUGCCUGCACCUUCACCCCUAAUACCACAUCCUCAUCCUCCUCCAGCCAAAAAAAAAGGACAAAAGCAAGGUAUGAAGGAUGCGCUUACAGAGAAACCUAUUAUAUCGCCAGAACCUGUGGAACCUGUACUCUGUGGCAGCAUGGCCAUCGGGGCUGUGUCACUGGCUGUAGCCAAAACCAGUGCUGUGCUGGGCAGUAAUCCCCUAUACAUCAAUAUCACAUUACUGAAGCACCCUCAGGAACAGCCAACAAAGCUAUCUAUACCUUUGCUGAUGGUGUCUCUGGUUAGCUGUGGGAAGUCAUCGCCUGGGAAGCUGAAUUUAAUGAAAGAAGUGAUGUGUAUACCCCAUCCUGGAUUAACAGCUAAACAAGGUAUGGAGAUGCUUAUGGAAAUUCAGAAACAAAUUAACAAAACAAUUGAAAUGCCCCCUCCUCCAAAGGCAGAGCCGAAGAAAGGGUAUAAUGGUGGCAAAAGAGGCCAACAGAUGAUCACUGGCAAGAUGUCCCAUCUUGGCUGUUUAACCAUUACUUAUGACACCAUAGAGCAGCCAUUGCUCCUAAUACAAGGAAUCUGUGCAAAUCUGGGGCUCGAAUUGGGAACAAAUCUGCAUCUGGCCAUCAACUGUGCUGCGCAUGAGCUGAUGGACUAUAGUAAAGGAAAGUAUGAAGUGAUGACGGGAAUGUACAAAACUGCAGCUGAGAUGGUUGACCUGUAUGUGGAUCUGAUCAGCAGGUUCCCUUCCAUUAUUGCCAUCAUUGAUCCUUUCAGGAAAGAGGACUCUGAACAGUGGGACAGCAUCUAUAACGCUGUUGGUUCCAGGUGUUACAUAAUUGCAGGAAGUGCGUCCAAAAGUAUUUCUAAACUUCUAGAGGAUGGAAACAUCAGCAUCCCCAAAUCCAGUGGGCUGAUCAUAAAACAUACAAAUCAAACUACGAUAUCUGACUUGGUGGAAAUAAGCAAUCUCAUUGACAGUAAGAAGCGCAUCGCCAUCUUUGGAAGCACAGAAGGCGAGUCUUCCGAUGACAGCCUUGUAGACUUGGCUGUUGGACUCAGUGUCCGGUUUAUCAAGUUGGGAGGUCUUUCCCGAGGCGAACGCGUGACUAAGUACAACCGCCUAUUUACUAUAGAGGAAGAACUCGUCCAGAAUGGAACACUGGGCUUCAACGAAGAGUACGUAUUUCUUUACCUGAAUGGGGAAGACAACAAGGCAGUCGAGGCUCGCGAGGCCACAGCUGAGGUGUCUGGUGAGCGGCGUGGGCCCGUGCGGUGCAUCUUCCCCACAGAGGUUGUAGAGGAAUCCGCCAGAACAUGAGCCCCUCUGGACAGGGCUGCACGCACCCAUUGACAGCGGCACCGUCAGUGUUGUCAGAGUGCUGUGUCCCAAGUAUGUCCUCAUCUUGGUUUUGCUCUCAGACUUCACGAACGUGUGCGCCUUUUCGUCUUUUCAUGUUACUGUUUGGUAAAUUACAUGUAUGUAGUAUUCCUGCCUGAAGUUAUCGCUGUGAACGCUGUCUGACAGCUGUCACAUAUCCAUGGAGAUGCUGUGUGUCAACAAGCUCCCCUGUCCACUCUGGGGAGGAGGCACAACCUAGUCAAAGAGUCCAGCACUUCCGUUGCCAACUCAGUUCAAACACCUCAUACUUUACAAAUCAAAACAUCUCUGAAAACAAAACUCUUUUACACUAGAAGCGCUCUGUGCCAGGAACAGGUGCACAUCUUCCGUGUUUCUCUUACACACCUGUGCUAGAAAGCACGGACACGUUUUUUCUUUUUUUGGCCAAUUUCACGCAGAAGUAGACGAGUUUCACAGUUUUCCUAACAGCCAAACAGCUCUCUUAUUUUCCUAACCUUAAAUGUCUCUUCCCUUAUUCCCUCUUCUGUCUAAAUUUAAGUUUUUUCUUACAUGAUUUAUGUCCUUGUGGGUUUCCUUCAACCCUUUUUGGAACAAGAAUGAGUAUACAUGAACAUGUCAGCAAGUGAAUAAAUAUUCUUAAGGUAAUGAAGUGCCCAAUUAUUUAUACGAGAGCACUGAACAGAUGAUUAAAAACAAUGCAACAUACAGGCUGACUGAAUAGCCUCUUUUGUAAGGCAGUACGGGUGUUACAGCAGAGGGGACAGAAAGAAACUUACUGGAACAUAUACCUAUAGAUAUAAUAAUGCCCAACUGCUUUGUCUGAUUCAGAUUCUCUGUUACAAGUUAUUUGCUUUUCCCAAAAAUUACAUAAAUUGCUAUCUACUGAGAGUUAGCUAAGUUUAGAUUUCUGGUAUAUUCUCUUAAGUUUUUGCCAAACAACCCGAGGACCUUCCUUUUGAAGAGUGCUGACUAGGGGAGCUUUAUGGUGGAACCAAGGCCUUACUCUUGAAGCAAUGACUUACAUGGGCUCAGAGGCAGAACUGGUUGGUGUCUCUCUCAAUUGGGAGAACAGUGUCCACUUUCUGGUUGCUACUGCCUCUCCUGACGCUUAGAACAAACAAUGGGGCAUGAGAAGCUGGCAGGGAAUUGCAUUGUCAAGGAGGAGGAACAUGACUGGGUGUUCAGGCAGUCUCUGCAGAGGUACAAGAAGGGUGGGCGGUUGUGUGUGAGCAAGCCCUAGAACUGUGCUACAAAUUACAUGCGCGGAGCCGGGGCAGACAUGCGCAACUAAGUUCACGGCUAAAAAAUUAAAUUAACCAAAGAGGUGAUUUAUUACCUCCGCCAGACCAGGACUUUAAUUUCAACAGAGCCCAGCCUAAUUCACCUUUACGUCUCACUUAAGGACUGCAAUCACCAAUAGGUAGGCAGUACUUUAAUUCUGAUUUCUUAAAGCGAUAAGCACUGUUUCUAUUUUCUCUCUGUGUCUACAUUUGUUUAUAACAUAUAACAACAGAUAUAAAACGUUGUGUAUUAAUAUGUAAGAUAUUAUCUGUAAAAGAGAUGAAAGAAACCAGUCAUCUCCCAUGUUCAGAAAUGCCAGUGGGAUUGGGAAAUGUUAGCGCUUGGAAGAAACUUCAAUCCUUAAGUCAGGACUACUUGAUGAUCCUUCAGAGGGUGGCGAUGAUGACAGAUGGCUAGCCAUGCUCCACUACUUAUUGUCUUACCACCUAAACUGUUCCAUGACGAAAGUGGCUAAACGCAUAUAGUGUGCAUUUAAAAAAACCAGCCGAGUGGCGCAUUGGUUGAGAGCUGGCUUGGGACGCCAGAGGGCCCCG
This is a messenger RNA of Hipposideros armiger (great roundleaf bat), 3858 nucleotides long. RefSeq names its product enolase 4 (gene ENO4). Lineage: Eukaryota; Metazoa; Chordata; Mammalia; Chiroptera; Hipposideridae. The record is from RefSeq and is a predicted model, not a curated record. Gene Ontology annotation, biological process: glycolytic process. Gene Ontology annotation, cellular component: phosphopyruvate hydratase complex. The transcript has 14 exons. Bases 110 to 1981 code for a protein of 623 amino acids. Gene Ontology annotation, molecular function: magnesium ion binding; phosphopyruvate hydratase activity.